AUGUCAAACUUUUCCUCCCACGGCCGUGGUGGUGCCGGUAACAUGGCCGACACCACCCAGUCCCCACGCCUACAGCCGUCCGAUUUGGAAACACCCACUCUCAAGAAGCCCGUCAUCUCUACCGGCCGCGGGGGCACGGGCAACAUGGCGCCUAACAAAGACCCCGUUGAAACUCGCAAGCGCCAGGAUGUCGAUGCUGUCCCUCGGCGACCAAGCUCGGGCGCACAGCACGCAGGCCGUGGCGGCGCCGGGAACGUGUUCAAGGACAAGGCCGAAGCCGAACGGUUGGCGCGCAAGGCGAACGACGACAGCGCCAUUGCCGAGGACGACACCGAGUCUGCCAAUACGGAUCUCAAGGGCGGCGACAAGGACAAGGAGGCGGCCAAGGAGAAGAGCAAGGCCAAGCACUGGCUCCUUGGCGGCAAGAAGGCCUAG
This is a messenger RNA of Clonostachys solani, 435 nucleotides long. The record is from the annotation of a GenBank genome assembly. Lineage: Eukaryota; Fungi; Ascomycota; Sordariomycetes; Hypocreales; Bionectriaceae.